ACAGCACACCAUGGCCUCCCGUGCGGCGCCAGUCCGGCAGACAUGCUGUUGUUUCAACGUCCGAGUGGCCACCACAGCCCUGGCCAUCUACCAUAUAGUCAUGAGUGUCUUGCUGUUCACUGAGCACAUGGUGGAGGUGGCCCGCGGUAAAGUCUCCUGCAGGUUCUCCAAGAUGCCAUAUCUCAGGAUUGCCGACCUGCUCUCCAGCUUCCUGCUCAUUGGAGUGCUCUUCGCCAUCAGCAUCAGCCUGCUGUUCGGUGUGGUCAAGAACCGUGAGAAGUACCUGAUGCCCUUCCUGUCCCUCCAAGUCAUGGACUUCCUGCUGUGCCUCCUCACGCUGUUGGGUUUCUAUAUUGAGUUACCAGCCUACCUGAAACUUGGCCGGCCCCGGCCCGGUUCCUCUAAAGUCCCCUUGAUGACCCUGAAGCUCCUGGACUUCUGUUUGAGUGUCCUGACCCUGUGCAGCUCCUACAUGGAAGUGCCUGCCUACCUUAACUUCAAGUCCAUGAACCACAUGAAUUACCUCCCAAGCCAGGAGGGCAUGCCGUACAAUCAGUUCAUCAACAUGAUGAUCAUCUUCUCAGUGGCCUUUGUCACUGUGCUCAUCCUGAAGGUCUACAUGUUCAAGUGCGUGUGGACAUGCUACAAAUUCAUCAAGUAUAUGAAUUCGGCCGUGGAGAGCAGCAACUCCAAGAUGUUCCUUAAGGUGGCUCUGCCAUCCUACGAGGAAGCCUUGUCUAUGCCCACUAAGACUCCAGAGGGGGACCCUGCACCACCCCCAUACUCAGAAGUGUGACCCCACCAGGCCUCAGCCCACAGGCCAAGAGAGUUGGAGCUUCUUCCUCCUGCUUCUUCACGUUGGUAUCUUCUGUGGCUACUUCAGGACAAUCUGCUUGUGCACCCCCUCACUGUCCUCUCCUCCUGGGGACCCCCUCACUCACAACCGAGUCACCCCUGGCCUAAACGACCCUUUGAAUCUCAGAAUACUCAUCCUAGCAGCUCGUCUUGUCUCUAUCAGCAAUGACACUUGGUUAGGGCACAGUUAUGGCAAAUUAGGGUGAGUUUGGUUAACAGCUACUAGCUUGAUCUGUUUAGUUGGGCGGCCAGCACCACAGGGGCUACAGAGAAAGGAUCUGGCCAAGUAGCAGUUCCUGGUAUCAGUUUAUACACAGCCCUCAGGUUACAGGGAGGUCAGGAUCAUGGUGUCAACUCGCCACCCCCAUACCCCAAAAGUGUACUUAUGGAACAAUCCCUUCAAAUCAGUUGCUUAAAUAAAUAGCAAUUCAGCCAACUGCUGUCGUUAGGAAUUAUAAUAAAACC
Molecule: messenger RNA, 1320 nt
Organism: Acomys russatus (golden spiny mouse)
Lineage: Eukaryota; Metazoa; Chordata; Mammalia; Rodentia; Muridae
Gene: Laptm5
Product: lysosomal protein transmembrane 5
Exons: 8
Coding region: 11-796 (261 amino acids)
Cellular component (GO): lysosomal membrane
Source: RefSeq, a predicted model, not a curated record